Molecule: messenger RNA, 2038 nt
Organism: Acipenser ruthenus (sterlet)
Lineage: Eukaryota; Metazoa; Chordata; Actinopteri; Acipenseriformes; Acipenseridae
Gene: glo1
Product: glyoxalase 1
Exons: 6
Coding region: 140-694 (184 amino acids)
Molecular function (GO): lactoylglutathione lyase activity; metal ion binding
Source: RefSeq, a predicted model, not a curated record
UCGUAUGCUGUGGGAGAGUCGUCUUUAUGCACCGCUUCAUCCUGCUCUUUUUUGCCUUGGCUUGGGUGGUGGUUGUUCUUUCCACAGAUGCCAUUAGCAGGAUUCACCUCUUCUGAAUUUUACACUACAGCAGCGAAACAUGUCACAGCAACAGGAAGUCAAGGGUCUCACCGACGAAGAGGCUUACAAUGCGUGCAAAAACGCGGACCCGAUAACAAAGGAUUUCAUGAUGCAACAGACCAUGCUGAGGGUUAAAGACCCGAAGAAAUCUUUGGACUUCUACACCCGUAUACUAGGAAUGACGCUGCUGCAGAAGUUUGACUUCCCCUCCAUGCGCUUCUCCCUGUAUUUCCUUGGGUUUGAGGAAAAGAAGGAGAUUCCUAGCGACAAGAAGGAGAGAACAGCCUGGACCUUCUCCCGACGAGCCACCAUCGAGCUCACACAUAACUGGGGCACCGAAGUGGGGGAGGGCACAGACUACCACAACGGCAACUCUGACCCUCGGGGCUUCGGACACAUUGGGAUUGCAGUCCCUGAUGUCUAUGCUGCCUGUAAGCUGUUUGAGGAGCAGGGAGUGACGUUUGUGAAGAAGGCGGACGAUGGUAAAAUGAAGGGACUGGCUUUCAUCCAGGACCCGGAUGGCUACUGGAUUGAGAUUCUGAGUCCCAACAAUAUGGUCUCAAUCACGUCUUAGAACAGGAGGGAGGGAGAGAGGAACAGAGGGCACAGUCAUGGAGGAAGGGACACUGCAGCCCUAGCCAGUCAGCCAUAUUUACCACCCCAGUGAAAAGAGCACUUGCAUACUUCUAUCAAUUAUUGCAUCAUUAUCAACUGUGGACUAAAAUCCAAGGAAAAAUUUUCCAGCAUAAUAGUUCCCUUCCGUAGUUCAAAGAGCGAAAGGAUAACAAUAAAAACAGUAAACAAGUCAACCUUUAUUCUGUUUAUUUAGUAAAUUCAGCGGCAGGACGAGUGCUACUGACUCACUAGACGUAUUGACCAUGCCUUUGAGCAGCAUCUUCUGAACUGGUUGAAUCGGAUGUAGCGAUGGCAGGACAAACAAAGCUUUGAAACUGGAGCAUGCAGCUUCACCUGUAACUCUCCACGCAGCUGUGGUCUGAAUUGAAUCCAAAACUCCAGUGCCGUAGAUAUACAGUAGCACCUCUACUAUCCAAACUAAUCGGGGUUGUUAGACAGUGAAAUUGUUCGAAUUGACUUUCUCGAUCAAGAAACCUCCUACAGGGGCGCAUCCGGUAAAUGUCAUACAUUUACUAAAAUAGUAAUAAAAAUUGUUUUAAAAAGACCAAAUUUCCAUCUGGAAAAGGCAGCGUGUGUUCAUCUUCGCCACUCCUGUGUAAGCGCAGGGGUGGCAGCGGUGAGCCGAGCUUAAAUAAUAAUUGGAUAUUCUAAAUUGGGAGAAAAUAAUUAAAAAUAAUUGGCGACUACUAAAUUAAAAAGAAAAAAAAAGAAACCUAGAAAAUAUAUAGUACAACCCCUUUACAUGUAUAUACAUAAUGUUUCACUGCACUGUUCUGUAAAUAUCACAGAUUGAUGGCUGGUUAGUGUGUUUUUGUGACAACAGGGCAGGUUACCAAAUAAUGGAGGUUUUACUACAGCCAGGCUUCGUCUUGUGUGUCUGUAGCUGUGCUAUAGCUUUGAUUUAGGCCACAUCUUCUUUUUUUUUUUAUGGUGUUGAAAGCGGUGUGCUUAUGUUAAAUAUUGCUUGCUUGUAUGCCUUUAGGCUGCAGGGUUUGCCGGUGCAAUGGAGUGGAGUUUUGAAAAAAAAAGGAAUAAUAUAAUACAUUGGAGUUAUUACAUUGUGAAGAAUUCAACCAUUUAGUUUAUCGAGUCCUAAAGCUGUAUUUUAUUUUAAACAAAAAAAAGAAACAGCAGAAUUAUGCUGUCUGAGAAUCUCUGCACAGUACAGUAAUGGAGAAGACCUCACCGUCAGCCAAUGGCUGCUGCAGAACAAACACAUCUGUUUUAUGUUCUCAUGGUAGUUUGUUCAGAAUGCAUCUUGUAAUAAAUAUUUUUCCUCAAA